AUGUUUUCAGGUCAUGACACUACCUCAUCCGCCAUCAGCUGGUGUCUGUACGCUCUGGCCAAGUACCCUGCCGAGCAGGAGAAGGUCCUCCAAGACGUCCAACAGGCAGUCGGGGACAAGAAUGAAGUGGAGUGGGACGAUCUGGCCAAGCUGAAGUAUUUACCCAUUUUUAUCCGUGAGUGCAUGAGGAUAUUUCCCCCCGUGCCAGUGGUCAGUAGACAACUCAGCCAGCCACUGGUCAUCGAUGGUGUCGAGGUUCCCAAAGGAGUCAUAGUUGACAUCAACAUUUACCAGAUGCACAGGAACUCAAAUGUCUGGCCAAAUCCCCUGGAGUUUGACACCGAGAGAUUCAGUCUUGAUUCUGCUGCAGGCAGGGACCCCUACUGUUUUGUGCCAUUC
Messenger RNA from Haliotis rubra (blacklip abalone), 399 nucleotides. Its product is annotated as cytochrome P450 4B1-like. The transcript has 3 exons. Gene Ontology annotation, molecular function: oxidoreductase activity, acting on paired donors, with incorporation or reduction of molecular oxygen; monooxygenase activity; heme binding. The annotation marks the transcript as partial. The record is from RefSeq and is a predicted model, not a curated record. NCBI's taxonomy places the organism in Eukaryota, Metazoa, Mollusca, Gastropoda, Lepetellida, Haliotidae.